Messenger RNA from Medioppia subpectinata, 279 nucleotides. NCBI's taxonomy places the organism in Eukaryota, Metazoa, Arthropoda, Arachnida, Sarcoptiformes, Oppiidae. The record is from the annotation of a GenBank genome assembly.
AAAACUACUUGUGCGCCUCCGUUUCAGAGCCAAAUGUCGGCUCCGACUCCCCCUCCGACCAGUGAUGGGGAAAGACGGAACUCUGAAAGCUGUGACUCUCCUAAACCAUCAAAGAAGUCGAAGCUGAAGAAACUGGAGAUCGUGACAGUGAUCGCGCCCUAUAAGGCGACGGGUCCCGAACAGCUGAGUCUCGAGAAGCAACAGCUGAUCCAAGUGCGGAAGAAGACAUCGUCCGGUUGGUGGGAGGGAGAGAUGCAGGUGAAGGGCAAGAAGAAACAG